Porites evermanni is the source of this 3069-nucleotide messenger RNA. The record is from the annotation of a GenBank genome assembly. NCBI's taxonomy places the organism in Eukaryota, Metazoa, Cnidaria, Anthozoa, Scleractinia, Poritidae.
AAGUUUACACCGUUAAACUACGACAAUACGUUUGCCUAUGGAUGCCUGCAUGACAUACCCAUUCCAUUCUCAAGCAGGCCUGAUACAACAUUCACUCCUGAGGAAGAAAGAGAGGUUCUUAUGGAAAUUUUCAACAAAACAGAUGGUCGUAACUGGGAAAAUAAUAUGCAUUGGGGAAACUACUCAGUGUCUCACUGCCUUUGGUAUGGAAUUACGUGUGAACGUACAAGUCGCUACGUUAUCAGCAUCUUCUUGGAAAGCAACAAUUUAGCUGAAACAUUUCCAGGAAACCUUUGGAAGUUACGUAAUUUACAGGGAUUGUGCGUUGGUGGUAACGGUGAAUUGGAAGGAAGUGUCGGUGAGAUUCUCUCGAGAAAUAUGACAGCUUUACUAAGAGCUAGCCUCGCCUUCAACAAACUGUAUGGUCCUAUUCCUGGUGAGCUGUUAACACAGCUAAGGUCUAUUGUAAAAAUCCAGCUUUGCUGUCAAAUGGGGGAAGGUAUUUCUGGAAAAAUACCGGAGGACAUUGGAAACUUGACGGAACUGCAGGUUCUUAGCCUUGGGGAAAACAAAUUGCACGGCUUAAUACCGAAAAGUAUUGCAAAAUUGAAGAAGCUCUGGUUUCUAGAUUUGGAAACUGCAACUUAUCUACGUGGAGGCUUUGAAAACUUAUUCAACCUGUCAUCUUUACGCUUCAUGCAUCUUUCACUUUCUGGACUAAGGGGAGCGUUACCAAAAGAAUUUGGGUCAUAUUUUCCUGCAAUGAUCGAGUGUCUUUUACCAGGAAACCAUUUUUUUGGCCCAAUUCCUCAAUCUGUUGGCCAAAUGAAAAAUCUAGUGCAUCUAAACCUCGCCAAUAACAAUUUUUCAGGACAAAUUCCGAAAAGCGUUGGCGCAAUUCCCAGGCUUCAAAUUGCUGACCUCCGGGGAAAUAAAUUAACUUCACUGGAGGAAGGGUUCAACUUGAAAUCCCAAUCGCUUGAGGUGUUGAUUUUUGCUAGCAACAGAGGGCUCAAUGUCAGCUUUGGCACUUUCUUGGAAGCCAUAGAACCGGUUAAUCUCACGUUGCGUAUUCUUAAUAUCAGCGAGUGUCUCUUUCAUGGUGGCGUCACGGGCAAGUUAUGGAAAUUCCAAAACUUAAUUUCCGUUGAUUUGAGUGAGAACAGGUUAUCCGGACAACUCCCGUCACCCCCUGAUAAUAUGCUAUUUCUCCUUGAACUUGAUGUUUCCUCAAACAACAUAUCAGGCCAAAUUCCACAACAGUUCGCAAAGUUACUUGCUUUAGAAGUUCUUGACGUUUCAAAGAAUCCUCACAUGCGAAAGGAGGGAGAAAGUGGAGGGUUGCCAAACUAUAUGACGGUUGAUCUCACAACCUUAACGCAGCGAAAGCAAUCCGACAAUUUCAAAUGCCCCAACGCGCGUCUCAGUUACAAUAAUGGACUAGUCGUCUUGGAUCCCAACUACUACCUCUAUCGCCUAUGCAUUUGCGAUGUUGGAUAUUAUGGUUCAGGUAAAACAUGUUUACCUUGUAUGGAGAACGGAGAAUGUAAGGAUGAGAUGCUGCCUGCACAGUACAUGGUUAUGAAGGUGGGAUAUUGGCCAUCUUCUCGUGACCAGAACGUGACUCAUCUAGUGCAGUGCUCACAAGCAUUAGGGGUAGGUUCUCACGCAAACACAUCGUGCAACCCAACGGGAAUGUGCAAAUGUGGAGUUCAAUGGCUGAAACAGGGAAACAAGUCAAGUAUCGAACCAUCCACCUUCUGCACCAAAACAUGCCUCUGUAUUAAAGGAAGCAAAGACAGAUUCUGCUCGCUCUGUGAAGAUGGAUAUUACAAACAGGGAAUCCUUUGCUAUGCCUGCCCAAAAGCGAGGACUAGUGUGUACAUCUUGGUUGCUCUUGUUGUCUUAACCAUAGUGCUACUAACGCUUGCUUUUGUAGUUUUUUAUGAGAAGAAACGCUUUCUGACUAUUGUGUUUGUCUUCUCUCAGAUGAUCCUCUUUGCGGUUUUAGCCAUGCUUCGUAUCAUUCCCGGUUGGCUUUUUGGACUAAAUGUAAUCGCCCUUUUUGUUGGCUUGGCUGGAAGAGGAAAAACGGCACGUGGAAUAUUAAAGAUAAGCGUCUUUUAUUUCCAGACCUUAGACGCCUUGAUUUCCAACACCGAUGUUUGGCCGUACUAUGUUCUUGCAGCUCAACGAUAUAUCGGCAACGUGUUUAACCUCCGUUUCUCUGGUCUGGCUUGUGAGGUUCCAUCAUUGUUUACGCCACUGGGCGAGCUUCUGUUCCUUAUUCUCCUACCAGUGGUCUGUAUCUUGGUUAUCUGGCUUUAUUAUUGUCUCAGUUAUGCUGUACUCUGGUUUCGAAAUUCUCUUGACAGGCGAUUUAGUUUACGAAAUAGCUGUUUACAGCUUUCCAUCGUGUGCCUUAACCUUACUUACUUCCCAGUUGUCAAGAAAACGGCUUCUGUCCUGGCUCCAUGCGGAGAAGAUAACAACCACCAUUUCCUCCUUGAAGCACCAUGGCUAGAAUGCGAGGGUGGAGUUUACACCAUGUUACAAGUGUUUGGUUGGCUUGCUUUGGUACUGUAUGUGAUCGGAGUGCCUUUUGGAGUAUUCUUACCGCUUCUGUUGCGCAAGGCCAGCAACAGAGAAAAUCUUAAUGCGGUAGAAGACCAAGAAACCUUGGACAGUUGGCUAGGAUCCAUCUACCUUCCAUACAAGAAAAAAUUUCGCUCUUAUUUCGAGGUAUUAUUUCUUAUGCGGCGAAUGCUGAUUGCAUUCUCACUCUCCUUCAUUCCGCGGGCUUCACCAUUUCAGACAAUCGCAAUUUGUGUGGUGUUGUUAGCAUCCUUGUGCUUUCAGCUUCUCUUUAAGCCCUUCAGUGACUCGUACCAAAACUUGUCGUUGGAAAACUCAGCUGAAACAGUGGUUCUUUUAAGCCUUCAUUUCUCUUUCAUAAACAUCAGAUAUGCAGCCUUGAACCAGGAAUCUUCCGAGCCUAUUGUGUGGAUGCUUGUUGUGCUUAAUUUAGUUGUGAUAUGCGGCCUAGUUGUUUCCAUAAUUCUUCUACUU